This is a messenger RNA of Saccharomyces mikatae IFO 1815, 384 nucleotides long. RefSeq names its product Dif1p (gene DIF1). The transcript has a single exon. Gene Ontology annotation, cellular component: cytoplasm; nucleus. Gene Ontology annotation, molecular function: ribonucleoside-diphosphate reductase inhibitor activity. Bases 1 to 384 code for a protein of 127 amino acids. Lineage: Eukaryota; Fungi; Ascomycota; Saccharomycetes; Saccharomycetales; Saccharomycetaceae. The record is from RefSeq and is a predicted model, not a curated record.
AUGGACGCACAACUGGAAUGGGCUAGCAGCCUCGUCCCAAAAAGACAGCUACAUCAACAACAGGAUCAACAACAGCAGGAUUUCCACAAGGAGCAGCUGAUGACCGUGGGUAUGCGGAUCAGACAGCGGGUCGACCAGGGUUACGCCUCGAGGACGCCGGGCACGUCGCAGGCGUCGCUACAGCCGGGUGUCAUCAGGGACUAUUCAAGUGUUAUAGUUCCGCAAUUUACACGGUCGCCCUUGCCCACAGCAAACUCGCUGCCACCGAUGCUCAUCAACCAAAGAACCAUGUCGACGGAGGCGUCCUCGCUCGAGAAGUGGGAUGUCGCAGAGUCCACCACUGAGCACGAAACAAUGGUUAACGGGUCGAAGAGAAGGCUCUGA